Messenger RNA from Scleropages formosus (Asian bonytongue), 1632 nucleotides. RefSeq names its product sperm acrosome membrane-associated protein 4-like. NCBI's taxonomy places the organism in Eukaryota, Metazoa, Chordata, Actinopteri, Osteoglossiformes, Osteoglossidae. Gene Ontology annotation, cellular component: membrane. Gene Ontology annotation, biological process: sperm-egg recognition. The transcript is spliced from 3 exons. The record is from RefSeq and is a predicted model, not a curated record. The coding region runs from base 91 to 474 and encodes 127 amino acids.
UUUUCUACUGGAUUUCCUAGCUGUUCCACGUCCGCAAAGACCUUUAGAGCUUGGGAAUCUUUUCAGCGAGAUUUUAAAAACCCCUCAGACAUGAACAGAAUUGUUCUUGGCGUUUUGGCAGUUGGCCUUUUCUUUGCAGCUGCCCAGGCUCUGCAGUGCUACAAGUGUGACUUGGGAUUCUGGAACCUCUGCAUCACCUCAACGAUGACUUGCGCCAGUGGGGAGCAGUGUUUCAGCGGCGUUGGGAAGGCCGCACAAGUAAUUGACAUCAAGACGAAGGGGUGUCUCUCCGUUGCCCAGUGCAACCAGGUGUCUAACGUGACCUUCGGCUCGAGCAGCGUGAUCUACAGCAUGAACAAGACCUGCUGCAACACUGACCUGUGCAACGCAGCCCCUGGACAGACCAGGGCGGCCCUCCUGUCCCUCACCCUGGCCACUCUCACCGGAGUCCUUGUCACUGGCACUUUGCUGUGAGCUCAUCCAGAGCUCCGUCUACGCGCCCUUGCCAAACGUACCCUCCUCCCUCUCUCUGCGCCCCCUCCACCACCACCACCCUCUCUCCUCCACCAAUGAUGGGUUUCAUUCCUGGCAGGCAUUUAUUCUACCACUCACUCUCAACAGUUCUACCCCUGGCAACUUAAUUAGAUUUUUAAUGUAAAGUUUAAAGGCGAUAAAAAAUUUAUGGCCUCCUGUACAGUCCAAAAAAUGACUGAAGUGCGAUGCCCUUCUGUUGACCCGUGCAUACUCGAGUCCUUUCAAGAGUGUAGACACCUCGCUCACAAUAAAAAGGCCACACAAUGGUCACUUGUAUGGUCCGGACCUCUGAAUAAAUAUUUUUCCUUUUACGUGUUGGUUGCUACUGAGCUUCUUGUGUCGCCCUGUCAGGAAUAGCAGAUAAAAGACAAAGCAACACGGGUCCCAAGCAAGUCCCUUGUGGACAACGGCUGUGGCCUUUUGCAGCAUCGGUAGACAGAUAGGACCGAGAAGCUGGACCUGAUCACCUAUAAUAAAAUUCUAGUGGACGACUUGGUCUUCGGGUUUCUUGGGGCUCCUUUUCUUUUGUGCACAUUUAAACUAAACGGGUUUAGUCCACAUGGAUCGGUGCUUUCUGCCCAAUUCCUUCCAGAAGAUGUUUCACCGUUUCAGGAUCGCACCCAAACGGCGGGCGCAAUGGCGAAAUAUCGGCACUGAGCACCGAACUCGUGGAUUCAUUCAGUUUCACGUUCUUUCUUAAAUAAUGAGGCGAAAAGCUAUUUGUUUUAUUCCACACAGACUUGUGAGGAAUAUCUCUUGAAUAAUGUGACUGGAUGACAAGACGACACCUCUGAGGACAGUGCACGUGUCGUCUCGAGACAGUUGCUGGUGCAUGUAUCUAGUUGGAUUGAGGUUUUGUUCUGGGCAGGUUGCUGUGUUCAGGUCUUCGGGAAUUUAACUCGUGCAAGAAGAGACUUCAGGGACUUUUUAUACUUAACAUGAUGUUUGCUGUGAGUGGCACAUGGCGUGACUGAUUUCUUCUGUAUGAUACUCUCCUGCUUAUGAAAAAUGUCCACAUUUUAAUGGAAGUGGUAAGAUGAACAUUUUAAUGUCACUGAUUUGCUAUGUCAAAAUUUUCAAUAAAUGUGAAGACCUCUG